GGAACUGGGGAACUAGGGAGCUGGGGAACUGGGGAGCUGGGGAGCUGGCGAGAGGAGGGCCGAGGGAGGGAAGAGGACCAAAGAAGGAGCUCCAGCGAACGUGCGGCGGCGAGGGUGGCCCCGAGACAGUCCCUGCUACCGGGAAGGCACUAGAGGGGAAAGGCGCGGGUACGCGCCAUGGCCCGGUCCUGCUGGCGACGGCCCCUCCACCGCCUCCUCCAGCUUCUCGAGCUGUGUGCUUUGCUCUCCCCGCUACAGUUGACUUUUCAAAUCAGUCCUCGGUGCAGCAGUGAGAAGCAUUACGAGCACUUUGGACGCUGCUGCACCAAAUGUGAUCCAGGAAAGUAUAUGUCUGCAAAAUGCACUGCCACCUCUGAAAGCAUAUGUUUACCUUGUGGACCAGAUGAAUACUUACAUACCUGGAAUGAAGAAGAUAAGUGUUUACUACAUAAAGUUUGUGAUAGAGGAAAAGGUCUGAAAGUAGUUCAUCCUGGCAAUCAAACCUUCCCACGACAGUGUGCCUGUAUCCCUGGGUACCAUUGGAGCGAAGACUUUGAGAUCUGUCAGCGCAAUGGAAAAUGUGACCCAGGCUUUGAAGCCGAAAAUCCUUUACAGCCAAACAAGGAUCCAGGGUGUAAACCAUGCCUCAUGGGCUACUUCUCUGAUGCUUUUUCUUCCAAGUGUAAAUCCUGGACGAACUGCACCAAUCUUGGAAUGGUAGAAAAAACUCCUGGGACUGAUAAGUCAGAUGUGGUUUGUGAUCCUUUGCCACCUGAAAAACCAGAACAUGAAUCACCAAAAUACUUACACAGUAUAAUCUUUCUACUCCUCCUGGUAUGUUUGGCAGUAAUUGCAGUCAUCAUCUUUGGGAUCUACUAUAGGAAGGAAGGGAAAGCGCUGACAGCUGAUCUGUGGCUCUGGAUCAAUGACAAAUGCAGCAUCUUGAGACAAAAUAAGGAAUCGUCUGGUGAUAAUUUCAUCAAUACACACAUGACAACAAAUAGUGCUAGCCAGGCUUAUGAAGACACUUUAUUACUGACCAAAGAAGAAAAGAUAUUAUCUGAAGACUCAUGUUAUCCACAGGGACACACGUGUGGGGAAGCAGAUCCAUGUAAAGUGGAAGAUAUUGCCAUGCUGUCUUUGGUCAAUGAGACUGAGGAAGAUAACUUUAGACAGAUACCCACAGAAGAUGAAUAUGUGGACCGAGCUCCCCAUGGUUCUGAUUGUUUAUUGUUGUUGAGUCGGCCUGGAAGCAAACCAGCUUCUCCUUUCUCAGAGCCCUUGGAGAUUGGGGAGAACGACAGCUUAAGCCAGUGUUUCACUGGUACUGACAGCACAAUGGAUUCAGAGAGCUCCUAUUGCACUAAAUCUUCCUACAGGACUGACUCCAUCCAUAUUUCCUCUGACCCGUACUUGCAGAAAUCUUUCCACUGCAAUGACAGUAACCUUGUUAAGGAGGUGGAGAGCAGUGACAGGAAUCACUGGGCAGCCAACUUUGACUUCACAAAUGGCUCUGGGGGCUGCAAGGAGCCUCUCAGGAAGUACACUGAAGCUUCUGAGAAGAAACAUGACCACAUCAUAACAUCCUUUGAGAAUGGACCUUUCCCACAGUGCACCUGUAGCUUAGACCUUCCUCCAGAAAGUCAGAAUAUUCUGACAAGUGAUGCUGAGGGUGAAGACUUGUCCUUGGAUGGAACUGAAGUGAAGUUCCCUAGCACAAAAAGAGGCAGUUCUGGAUCAGGUGGUACCUCCAGCGACUCACCUCUUGCAUCUGGAAAUGUGACUGGAAACAGUAACUCUACAUUUAUUUCAAGUGGACAAGUAAUGAAUUUCAAGGGAGAUAUCAUUGUAGUCUACGUUAGUCAAAACUCCCAGGAGGGCCCCACCAUCCCAGGAACUGCGGGGGAAAAUGUUGGCAGCCCAGUGCAAGAGGAGAACCUGAAUCGCUGUGAUACUUUUGCAGGAAAUGAUCUCAAUUUCAAAGAGAAAUGGGCUGACAGCUCCCUGGGGAGCUUUUCUGAGGGAAAAGUGCAAAACUGCUUAAGAGACCAUACGAGAAGGUCAGGGCCAAGGAUUCAAGAGGAAAUCCACCAUGGCCCCGAUAGAGAGAGCGACCAGAACACAGCUUCUCAACCCGUGCAGGAAGAAGGAAGACCCAAAUCCUGUUCCCUGAAAGCCUGGCAGUGAUGAGAACUUACCAUUCCCUCCAUCUCUUCCCAAAGGUGCCAGCCCCAGUGGGAACUCAGACAGACAUUUCCCUUCUCUGGGUCUCAUUUGCUGCAUCUGUAGAGGGAGGAGUUCAUCCUAGGUGAUCUCCAAGGUUCCGUGAUUCUAAUCAUUCUCUGCAUUUACCCCAUAAAUAUAAUAUAAUAAUCACAAACCAAGGAUGUCAGAUUCAAAUCUACAUACAGACCAGUUUUUAUCUUUGGAAAAUACUAGCACACUGAACAAAUGCUAAUUCACAAGCAGGACCAAAAUUAGGAAUGUUGGGGAUGGAUAAUAGGUAGCAGUUCACUCACCCAUUACUCAUAGAUCUAUGGGUUUUCCCUUGAAAAUCCUUUUAUAAUUUGAUAGUUUACUAUUUGGCUCAUUCCUAAUCUGUAUCCUCUGUACUCUUUUGAUCUUUUUCUCUUUUAUUUAAAAAUCUAUGGCACUUUUUCAUUUUUAUAUUUUUAAGGCUUUUUAUUUUUAAAACAUAUGCAUGAAUAAUUUUUCAACAUUGACCCUUGCAUAACCUUGUAUUUCAGAUUUUCCCUUCCUUCCCCCCAUCCCCAACUCUACAUGAAAAGCAGUCCAAUAUAUGUUGGGGGUUUUUUUGUUGUUUGUUUGUUUUUUGCUGAGGCAAUUGGGGGUCUUGUUCAGGGUCACACAGCAAGGAAGUGUUAAGUGUCUGGGGUCACAUUUGAACUCAAGUCCUCCUAACUUCAGGGCUGGUGCCCCCUAUCCACUACACCAUCUAGCUGCCCCAGCAAUCCAAUAUAUGUUAUAAAUGUUCAAAUAUAUGUUAAAUCCAAUAUGUGUAAAUGUAUUUAUACAAUUCUCUUGCUGCAUAAGAAAAAUCAGAUCAAGAAACAAAGAAAAUGUAUAAGAAAACAAAAUGCAAGUGAACAACAACAAAAACAGUAAUAAUGUUAUGUUGUAAUCUACACUAGUUCCUAUUGUCCUCUCUCUGGGUGUAAAUGGCUCUCUUCAUCACAAGAUCAUUGGAAUUGGCCUGAAUCAUCUCAGUGUUGGAAAAAUCAUGUUCAUCAGAAUUGAUCGUCCUAUAAUAUUGAUGUUGUAUGGCACUCUUUCUAUCUUGCUCUUCCUAGAUAUAGUUAAUUUUUAAAACUCUAUUUUUGUAUUUUCGUAGACUGGAGCUGUGCCAAUUGAAUUUAUAGUUCUCAUGACGGUUAAUGCUAUUGGUUCAUGCUAUUCUUUCAUUCACAUUUAUCCCCAUUCUCAGCUACCUGUAUCUACCUUUUCUUGUUUUUAAUGUAUGACUUCCCUAUCGUGCCUCUGUGACUCCAUCUUGGUAACCACAUGGCCUUGCUUGUGUGUAAUUGUAUGCUUUCUGAAUCAGCAGUUCUCUAUGUUUUCACUUUGUAUUGACUAUUUCUCAACUAUUCUAAGUGGUGCUUCCUUUCUAUUUUAAUUCUCUCCUUUUUUUAUAGACAAGGCAUCUUCAUGCUUCGGAAAUAACUUUUUGAGGGGUCAAUCAUGGAAGGCAGAAGUAAAAAAAAAAUCCUUUUCUGUGAAAUCAAAGGGCUUAAUUCCAAAUCCCACCUAUGAAUCCUUCCUAUGGGGCAAAUUACUUAACUUUAUUAGUUUUAUUAACUAUAUCAAUAUAAUAAUAUCAGCUAUACAUAGUUGAGGAAACUCAGCUGUAAAAUGGGGGGAUUCAUUGCUGCCUUAUGAGGUACAUUAAAGCUUCAGAUCUAUGAUCUUGUGUUAUCUUGUCUGUGGUAAAUUGUUUGGGGGCAGAAAUAUUAGAAAGAAGCGUUUGGAAAACACUGGAAACAUUGAGAACAAAAAUUUUCCCCAUAUGAGUUUUUUCAGUCCCCCUCCUUUUUUUUAAACAGAAUGUAACAAUUUUUUUUCCCCUCUGAAGUGUUCUGCUCUUCCUUACUCUAAGCCAAGUUUUCUUCUCUCUUGAUAAAAUGUAUUCUAAAAAAUAAUUGAAUUGUUGACUAUGUUUGAUACUCUUGGUAUAGAGGGCUUUUUCUUUGUUUUAUUUUUUAGCAAUUAAAUGACAAAAAAAAAUUCAAGUCAUCAUGAAUUAUGAAAAUGGACUAGAUGAUCUCCUUAAGCUUCCUUAAAGUGCUAACACUUUAGGAUGUCAUGACCCUAGAAUUCUGAACUAAUUGAUCUGGGUUGUUUUUAUUGUUACUUCCAUGUAAUUAGUGUAAAGUGUAACUCUGUGCCUCCAUUUUCUAACUUAAAAGGAGAGAUAAAGACAUGUGUUAGCUUUCUGAGGCAGAAAAUCCUGAGUUCAAAUCCCACUUCUGACACAUAACUGCUUGUGAGAUUCUGGACAAAUACUUUAACUUCUUAGUGCCCCUGGCAGCUCUUUAAGACUCUGAAAGUUGCAGAGCAGCUACUACUCUGCAUUGGUAAAGGGAAUUUCCCUGGUGGGAACUUCCUACCAUUGAAACCACCAGUCUGGAUAUCCCCCUUCAAAAAAACAAGGAUAAUGACACCUGUCAAAUAUCUUUCCUACGUAGAAUUAUCAUAAGGAUGAGAGAAAUGUUAAAAGUACUUGGAAAUUGCUAAUGGAAGGUGCUAUAAAAUAUAAGAGGAGAAACAGAAUUUUUCUUCUUGAUUCAUGUUUGUUCUUCAUGUUGAUGCUAAAAGUAAAUAAGAACUCAAUCAUUUUGGAAAGAUAAAUCUAUACCUGACCCCACUGUAUGCCCCAGAGAUGUGUAUUACUGAUGUAGACAGGAUGAGAAUAGGAAUCAGUAAAAGGUUGUCAACUUAAUAUUAAAAUGACAUUUGAUCUUAAAUGCAUGCUUUUUAUGGCUUGAUGAAAUGUGAAUCUUUAUAAGGUCAUUUCCUAACUUUUUUCACAUAUAGCCUUUCUCUUCUUCCUAUCUUCAUUAUCUUCAGUGGUUUGUUCACUCUUGGUCCUCUCAUCAGAGAAGCUGAAUAGAAGAUGUUGCUAUGGUGACAUGAUCAUCUCUUUGAACUUAUUUAUUUCUUGACUUUACCAGAUAACUUCUCAAAGUUCAAUCUAUGAAAUACUAGAAGGGAAGAAGUUUCUUCUCCACACUCAACUCUAAUGCCAGGAAAUACAAGAUCUUUUCUUUUUUUAACCUAAAGGUUAUCAACCAGCCAGAUUUUAGUCUCAGACACACAUACAUCCAGAAAGAGAGCAUGAAAAAGAGAGAAAAAAGAGAGAAAGAUUCCAUAUGCAAAAUGGAUUCUAUGAUUUAUACUUCUAUAAUAUAUCAUUUCAUAAAAUAUAAAUAUAUCCAGAGAUAGAGAAAGAGAGAAAAAGAGGGAGAGAGAUUCCUUAUGCAAAAUGGAUUCUAUAAUUUAUACCCCUACAAUAUAUCAUUUCAUAAAAAUAAAUUAUUGUACCUACUCCCUAACACCAGUAGGGAGCAUUGUUUAGCCUGUGGUCAGAAGCUGAUCCUAUUAGUUCAUCUAGCUUAGGAAGGUAAAAGAAUUUGAUAAGAGAGACCAAUAAUUUGUAUAUAAUGGAAUCUUAAGGAUUGGGAAGAAUCUUCUUAGAGAUGGAAAAUUUCCAGAUCCUUCUGAAUUAGCAUGUUAUAAUGGCCCUAACCAAUUUUGUUGGAAGUAUUGUGAAUUCCUAAAACUGAAGUCAAAUUAUUUCUGUAAACAAAAUUUGAUUCUAAAGCCAAGUACAAAUAAUGUUUAAAAAUACAAAUGGUUGGAUAGUUGGAUUCCUUGUGUUCCAAGAAGUUAUAGGACUACUUGUUGGGACUUAAUCCACUGGGCAUGCUACCAAAGUGGGUAGCUUGUAAAGUCCUUCCCAAAUCUAGAAUUCUACAAUCUAUAAUAAAUAGUCAAUCUUUUCCAUUUGGACAAAAAGUGCCUGUAUUUACAUAAAAUCUAGAAGACUGAUGGAAUUGUUUUAUACUUCUGUUUAAUGAGUAAAAAAAGGGUUUGUCUCUUUUUUUGCAUGAAUGGGUUAGAGAUUUAGUAUUUACCAGCUGACUAAUUCAACAAAUUGGUUUGUUGGCAUUUACAGUGACUAAUAGACUUCAACAGGUUCAACUGGCCUCAAGGAAGAAAUGCAGUUGUUUAGAGAUUUUUUUUGCUACAUGAGAAGUUAUGAUAACAAUAAGAGACUAAAUCCAUGAUUUCAUUUAGACUCUUUAACCAAAGUAGGUUAUAAUCUUUAGCACCUUCUCUGAAAGUUAGGUUCUAAGAGAAUUUCCUAGACCCAUAGAAAGAUUAAGGAACUUAUUUGUGCAUCAGAGGAAGACUUGAAAUCUCAGUAUUUCUGUUUCUGAGAUGGGUCACUUACACCAUCUGAUUAAUGUGACUAGAAACUCUAUACUUAGAAUGAAGAUAAUCAUGUAAUGUUGUCCUAAAUUCUGGUGGAAGUGGGAAGGGAAAGGGAAAAAAUGUAUAAAUAAAUCAUUGAACAUAUUUUCUUUAAUUAGCAUGGACAUUCUAUUUUGAUGGCAGAGAAAGAAGCAAACUUUUUAGAAGACUCUAAACAGAGAAAGAAGGGUCAAACUACUUGAGAGAAACCAGACACUGCAGCAACUAUUAUUUUUCUUUAAGCUUUGUAUAAACACAAGGACAAGGAAGCAGGGCAAUAGAGUUUACUUCAUUUUCUUGGUGAAUCAGCCUUUUGAAUCCUGUUUCUCAGGCUGCUGAGAGGAAUAAUCAAUAAAAACAGUGUUGAAGUAGUUUGCAAACAUAAAGCUUUAUCGAGCUGCAAAGUAAUGAUAAUUAGCCUGGGCAAGAUGUAGGCAGAACGGAUUUUACAGCAUGGGUGACUGAAACUUAGGGAGUACAUGAAAGUGCCAGUGAAGGCAGAACUAGGAUUUUUAAGGCAUUAAUCUCCAUCACAGCCUGAAGCCUAAAUUACAAAUUUGGUAAUAAUCCUUUUCUGCUAAUAUCCUAGGGAGUUGAAUGUACCAAGAGUCCAAGGCCCAGAAAAUACUUGUGUCACAUUCUUCAAUAAAUCAAAAGGUCUCUGGUUUUAUUGGUGAAGGCAUUCAGCCCAUCUCUCCAUACCUUAAUAGACAAUUUCAUGAGAUGCUACAGCCAAUAAUAUUCACUGCCUGAUAAGUGAAACUUCUAAGGAUUGUUUCUUCAAAUUUAAUGAACUUGGCCUUUAAUAUACCAUCUGCUACUUGGCCAAAAUUCAGUCUUUUCAUCUUGUUAGAACUUAUGAGAGAUUACUUUCUACUAAGAUAUGAUCAUUCUAUCAUUAUACUAAUCAAAACUCAUCAAUGCCUUUUGAUUAUCUUUUGAAUAAAGCCCAAACUCCUUUGUAUUCAAGAUUCUUUAUAAUUUAGCUUCAUUCUUUCUUUCCAUUUACAUGUCACAAUUUUCCCUUCAUUUUAUUCUAGCUAAAUUGGUCAACUAUCUUUUUCCUAAAUAUGUUUAAUUCUCACCUCCAUACUUUACUCAUUCUGAAUUAUAUGCUAUUUUUAGAAUCAGUCAAGUAAUCAUUUAUGGACUACUAUGUACCAGAAAAUGAAACAGUCCCUACUUUCACAGAGCUUACAUUCUAAGACUCUCCUUUUUCAUUUUGCUAUUGAAUUUCUAUUGCAAAUUUCUUCCUCCAAUCCAUCAUUGUCAGAAUCUUCUCUGGUUCUAUCAUCACUUUGUUCAAAAAACAGCAAUGAUUUCCUUUUGCCUUCUGAGUAAAAUUCAAACUCCAUUGUUUGGCUUUCAAAGUCUUCCUCUAUCUGCAUUUCCAUUCUAAUUUUUUUUUCAUACUCUCUUGCUAAACUCAAGGACUCUUAGUCCCCCCAAACUUAUUUUGUGCUUUCUUACUUUGCCUUUGCUCAAGUUUUUGCCUAUGUCUAAAAUGCUCUGUCUUACCCUCUCCUAAUAAAUUUUUGUUGUUCAGUUAUUUUUCAGUCAUGUCUGAUUCUUGGUGACCCCAUUUAGGAUUUUCACUAGUGGUUUAUCAUUUCUUUCUCAAGCCCAUUUUUAGACAAGGAAACUGAGAUAAACAGGAGUAAGUGUCUUGCCCAGGAUCACAUAGUCCUCUUGACUCCAGGCCUUGGCACUCUAUCCAUUAUGCCAGCUAGUUGCCUCAAAUCCUAGAAGUCUUCCCUAAAAUGGGGGCAAUGAGGGAGAGGGGAUGUCGGCAAAGACUGAUCAGGGAGUACUUUAUAGGGUACAGUGAUAAGAGCAUUGACCAGAAGGUUCAUUACUUAAGUUUCUUGAAAACUAGCUUUAAAUGUGAAAUGUUCAUAGCUUUGGUGUAGUGGAACAAACUAUGUAGAUAUGUUAUAUUUGCAUCCCAGCAUCCUGGACAUAGUAAGUGCUUAAUAAAUGUAUAUAGACUA
Molecule: messenger RNA, 8483 nt
Organism: Antechinus flavipes (yellow-footed antechinus)
Lineage: Eukaryota; Metazoa; Chordata; Mammalia; Dasyuromorphia; Dasyuridae
Gene: TNFRSF11A
Product: TNF receptor superfamily member 11a
Exons: 10
Coding region: 178-2187 (669 amino acids)
Biological process (GO): lymph node development; positive regulation of bone resorption; response to interleukin-1
Cellular component (GO): external side of plasma membrane
Molecular function (GO): tumor necrosis factor receptor activity; cytokine binding
Source: RefSeq, a predicted model, not a curated record